Molecule: messenger RNA, 3692 nt
Organism: Eleginops maclovinus (Patagonian blennie)
Lineage: Eukaryota; Metazoa; Chordata; Actinopteri; Perciformes; Eleginopidae
Gene: capn3b
Product: calpain 3b
Exons: 23
Coding region: 212-2524 (770 amino acids)
Biological process (GO): proteolysis; negative regulation of apoptotic process
Cellular component (GO): cytoplasm
Molecular function (GO): calcium ion binding; calcium-dependent cysteine-type endopeptidase activity
Source: RefSeq, a predicted model, not a curated record
UGCUGGUGGAGUGAAAGUGGUGACUGUCCAUGAGCAGUGGCAAUAUUCAUAGCAAGAAUAAGGAACUAGAAGUGAUCAUCGGUGUCAGGAAGGACACAGGAAAUUUCCUUGGGCUGUUUUGCAAGUCCAUGCUCUGUUUCGCAAAUAAGGAGUUUUGUUGUGCAAUUUGUAACCUGAUUUUGAAAAACAGGAACUUGCUUUCACUGACAAGAUGGGGGACGAGCAACACAAAGAGCCUGUUGUUGAGGAGACACAGGUGAAAGUGCUUUAUGAAACUGAAGCAUCAUCUGGGCCAGAUGAGAAAGCUGCUUACCCUCCUGCUGGAACUAACUCCAUCUACUCUGCCAUUCUUAGUCGAAAUGAGGCUGUCAAGGAUGCCAAGCGACUAAAGACGUUUUUGGAACUUCGAGACAAAUAUGUGAAGAAGAAGGUGGUGUUUGAAGACCCCCUGUUCCCUGCAAACGACUCCUCUCUCUUUUACAGUCACAAACCCACGAUGAAGAUUGAGUGGAAGCGUCCCUCGGAAAUAUGUGACGACCCCCAGUUCAUUGUAGAUGGAGCCAACAGGACAGACAUCUGUCAAGGAACACUGGGGGACUGCUGGCUGCUCGCUGCCAUCGCCUGCCUCACUGUGAACGAGAAGCUGCUGUACAGAGUGAUCCCCCCCGACCAGAGCUUCACUGAAAACUACGCCGGCAUCUUCCACUUCCAGUUGUGGCGUUAUGGAGAAUGGAUCGAUGUGGUGGUGGACGACCUUAUCCCCACCUGCAACAACCAGCUGGUCUUCACCAAAUCCUUCAGGAAGAACGAGUUCUGGAGUGCUCUUCUGGAAAAAGCUUAUGCCAAGUUGCACGGAUCGUAUGAGGCCCUUAAAGGGGGCAACACUCUGGAAGCCAUGGAGGAUUUCACCGGAGGGGUUACUGAGUUCUUUGAGUUGUCUGAAGCACCCAAAGAGCUCUACAGCAUCAUGAGGAAGGCGCUGGACCGUGGCUCGCUGAUGGGCUGCUCCAUAGAUAUUACUUCAGCCGCUGAUAUAGAGUCUCGGACUGAACAUGGGCUGGUCAGAGGUCACGCCUACUCCAUCAUCGGCCUGGCAGAGUGUGACGAGGUGGCAAAGGAUACCAGGAUUCGCCUGAUUCGCUUACGAAAUCCCUGGGGCUGGGUGCUGUGGAAGGGACCAUGGAGUGCUAAUUCAAAGGAAUGGUCGACCAUUUCCACGGCAGACAAGGAAAACCUUAAAAAACAGACUGUAGAGGAGAGUGAGUUCUGGAUGUCUUUUGAUGAAUUCAAAAAGAACUUCACGAAGCUGGAGAUGUGUAACUUGACACCGGACACCCUGCAGUGUGAUGAGAGGACUAGUUGGACAGUGUCGGUCAACGAGGGUCGCUGGGUGCGCGGCAGCUCUGCCGGAGGCUGCAGGAACUUCCCAAACACUUUCUGGACGAACCCUCAGUAUAGGCUGCAGCUGUCCGAGGAGGACGACGACCCCGAGGACCAUCAGGCCGCCUGCACUGUGGUCGUGGCUCUGAUGCAGAAAGGUCGCAGGAUGCAACGCCACCAAGGGGCCAAGUUCCUCACCAUCGGAUUUUCCAUCUACGAGGUGCCGAAGGAGAUGGUUGGACAAAAUCAACACCUGCAGAAGGACUUCUUCCUGUACAACGCCUCCAAAGCUAAAUGUAAGACCUACAUUAACCUGCGGGAGGUGACGGAGCGCAUCCAUCUUCCUCCAGGAGAGUACAUCAUCAUCCCCACCACCUUUGAAGCCCAUCAGGAGGGAGAGUUCAUCCUCAGGGUCUUCUCUGAGAAGCAGAACAUUACAGAGGAGGAGGAUAGCAUCGGGUCGGACAAAACACAGCAAGGCAACACAAAGAAAGAGAAGCCUAUUGUAUUUGUGUCGGACAGAGCACGAGCCAACAAAGAAAUCGAGCAUGAUGGCAUUCGGGGAGACAAGAAGAAGAAGAAGAAGCCAAAGCUAAAUCUACUCCAAGAGGGGGAGGAGACUGAGGAGGAAAAACAGUUCAGAGCCAUUUACCAGAAGAUUGCUGGAGAUGACAUGCAGAUCUGUGCCAACGAACUCAAGACGAUCAUGAAGAACGUGCUCUCUAAACAUAAUGACAUAAAGACAGAGGGCUUCAGUCUCGAGACAUGUCGGAGUAUGAUCGCCUUGAUGGAUACUGACGGGACAGGGAAGCUGAACCUGCAGGAGUUCAAACACUUGUGGAAAAAGAUCAAGGAGUGGCAGCUGGUCUUCAGAAAAUACGAUAAAGACAAAUCUGGCUCCAUCAGUAGUUUUGAGAUGAGGAACGCUGUUAAUGAUGCAGGGUUUCACCUGAACAAGCAGCUCUAUGACAUCAUAGCCAUGCGCUACGCAGACGAGCACCUCAACAUCGACUUCGACAGUUACAUCUGCUGCUUUGUGAGACUAGAGGGCAUGUUCAGAGCUUUUAACGCCUUUGACAAAGACGGAGAUGGAGUAAUAAAGCUCAAUGUCCUGGAGUGGCUUCAGCUGACCAUGUAUUCUUAAGUGACCUUCCUGACCGCUGACAAACCUGCUGCCAGAUGGAGCUCAUGUUCAUGAUUUAAGACUUCAUCUCUUUUUGCACUGAUUUUUUGUCACAAAUCAAGACUAUGAUGAUUUAUCCAGCAUUUAUGUCAAAUGUUGACUUCACUGAUCGUUCAAACUAUGAUGGUGUAGAUGUGGGUCUAUGUUAUUGUAACUUAUGUUAAGGUGUCAGUCAUGUUACAUCAGUGGUGGCAUGGUGCAGCAAUGGGCAGUAAAGUUGCUGAUGCUAAUCUUUGAGUAUUGUUAACAAAUGUUUGAAUAUAAGAACCAAAAUUGAACCUUUUGUAGAGAAUAUAUAAUGUUUUCAAAAAAGCAGAGGCAAAGCUUCUAGAUUAUAUUUGUAUUUUUUAUUGCUGUACACAUACAGUAGGUAAUAAACACAAAUCAAAUACACUCUGUACAGUACAACAUACAAAACGUAAGGCAUGACUUUGAAAUGGCUUUCUUAGAAGUUACUCUCUGGACAGUUUGGUCUUACCACUUUCACUACCACUUCAUUGCCAAAAAAAAAAGUUCUCAAACAUAUGAAGGGAUACAGGGGACAAUGCCUACAAUACCUCGGAAAUUUAACAAUGAAAAGUGAUGAAUGAAUAGAUGGUUUGUAUGUGAUGAUGCUCAACACAUUUUAAACCGCCCGACGGGACAGAGGACAACAGUCGGAAAUAAUUAUGGAUACAUUUCUAUAUCAGGAAAAUACCUUUUUUGAUAAAAAAAAAGAGGAAUCAUACGUUACAAGUGAGUGUGAUGACAUUACUAUUCUUAAAACAGUAGGUACAGGUUGCUAAAUAUUAGCCCUAGGUUUCUUAAGCUCUCCACAAACGUCUAUGCGUGUACUGCCCUGUGAGGAUAAUCUUAGGACUAAGUUUUGAUCAACUUUAGAAAAGGAUUUAAAAAUCCUCCUGUCAAUACUUUGAGCCCUGACUCUUCACCAAGUUGUUGUUGGGUGGUGGAAUUAUAAAGCAUUUCAGACACCUUUAAAAAAAAGGGGAAAGCGACAGACGUUACAGACGGUUUACAGGUAUUGGGAGAACUACUGUAUGUGGUUGUAUAAACCAACUGUUGAGGGUUGAGUUGCAUUGUGGGUAUUGCAGGUGGCUGAAUGCAAGGAAUAAAGACAAUAUCCCCGGUU